Molecule: messenger RNA, 3446 nt
Organism: Doryrhamphus excisus (bluestripe pipefish)
Lineage: Eukaryota; Metazoa; Chordata; Actinopteri; Syngnathiformes; Syngnathidae
Gene: relb
Product: RELA proto-oncogene, NF-kB subunit b
Biological process (GO): innate immune response; non-canonical NF-kappaB signal transduction; inflammatory response
Cellular component (GO): cytoplasm; nucleus
Molecular function (GO): RNA polymerase II cis-regulatory region sequence-specific DNA binding; DNA-binding transcription factor activity, RNA polymerase II-specific
Source: RefSeq, a predicted model, not a curated record
CUGGUCUUCUCCAGCGGUGUCGUGGAGAAAAAAAAAAUAACUCCGGGUGGGAGAGGGUGCUGACUCUAAACUAAAGGCGUUAGACGUUCACUCUAAAAUUGAACACUAUUUAAUGGCUCACGACAUUUUACAUUUGGACGAGGCUUGUCGCGCAGUUAGACGGCGAAACCAAGUGACGUUUGGGGAUUUCCAGUAGUGCCGACAACCAAUAGGAGGCGAGCUUAAUGAGGAAACGCUGCGCUUCUGUAAAGUUGGUCGUCAUCUCACCGUUGAGGCUUUUCACAUGGCGUUUGUAGGAGACACCAUCGCGGUACUUCACCCUCACCGAAGCCCUCUUUGACUGGCUGACGUUCUACCGAGAUUACGUCAAUUGCUUCUGGCUGAAGACAUGGACGUUUAUAACCGUACGCCUGAGAGAGGGCUGUCCGACUUUGACCUCAUCCAGGAGAUCAUCACAGAGGACCGUACAGGUGUGUCGCUCCCGAGGCCGCCACCUCCUCCCGCCGAGCUGUGCAACCAGAACCACAGGAUGCUGCGUCAGAGCCCCUCUUCGCCGCCGUCUCAGCCAGUACUAGUGAGCAGAGGCACUGCGUGUCAGUCAAGCUGCACCUUCACCCAGCCUCUUCAGCAGCUCUGCUCCCCCCAAGAUAUGUCACACCCCCCGCCAUCCUCCGCCCAUCAUCAGCACCACCACCAUCAUCAUCAAGCCGGAUCCUCUCGACGUGGCCCAUCGUGUCGGAUGACCUCCAAGACCGCCAGCGCCAUCUCCUCUAAGGGGCGCAGAGGAGAGGCGGAGAUGCUGGAGCGUGUUCUGGAGAAGCCCAAACUGGUUGUGGUGGAGCAGCCCAAAGAACGAGGCAUGAGGUUUCGCUACGAGUGCGAGGGCCGCUCGGCCGGCAGCAUCUUGGGGGCGUCUGGGACUGAAAGCAACAAGACUCAGCCUGCCAUAGAGAUCGAAGGCCCCAUCGACCACUUGAAGAAGGUGACAGUCACUGUUUCCCUGGUGACCAAAGACCCGCCACACCGGCCACACCCACACUGCCUGGUGGGAAAGGACUGCCCCAACAGGUCGGGAAUCUGCGUGGUGACGCUGAAUCCUCAAAGCAACAGACGCCACAGCUUCGCUAACUUGGGUAUCCAGUGUGUGAGGAGGAAAGAACUGGACGUCUCACUUCAAAAGAGAAGAAGCCAGAACAUCGACCCCUUUCAAACUGGUCACUCCAAAGGCAUCGAGGACAUGGACAUGAACGCGGUGCGUCUGUGUUUCCAGUGUGAGCUGGAGUGGGAAGACGGCACAACGGACAGCCUUAGCCCUGUGGUGUCCAACCCCAUCUAUGACAAAAAGGCAACCACGACAUCCCAGUUAAAAAUCAGCCAGUUGAACCAGUACAGAGGACCCUGCACUGGAAAGACGGAGAUUUACAUGCUGUGCGACAAAGUGCAGAAAGAUGACAUCGAAAUAAUCUUCAGGCGUGGAUCGUGGAAGGCAAACGGUGAGUUCGCCCAAACGGACGUUCACCGGCAGAUCGCCAUCGUGUUUAAAACCCCGCCAUACCAGGACCAGGACAUCACAGAGGAAGUGGACGUCAGCGUCACGCUACGCCGUCUCUCGGACCAGAUGGAGAGCGAGGCCAUCAACUUCACGUACCUACCGUACAACUCAGAUCCGUAUGAGGUGAAGAGGAAGAGGAAGAUCAAGUCCGACAUCAGCUUCCAGGAGAAAGCCAACGUGACGGCCGAGUGUGCAGCGUCAACGUCGGCAACAGAGCAGACCUGCCACUUCCCUCACGCCGUCAUGUCACCAAACGAGAGGACGUGCCCAGCCCAGCUGGGGCCCUCGACCUUGGGGGAGAUGUGCUACACUGAAUCCCAGGACUCCAACAUGGACACUGAUGACAUGGCCCUCAUUAACCAGCUGCUGGAACACCCCGUCUUCAUGGACAUGCUCUCGGACCAGGCCAUCACCUCCGCUAUCCCGUCUGGAUUCGAUCAGAGCCCAGAUGGCGGCGGGCAGACCUUCUUCGCCAACAUGGAUGCCAACCGGAACCAGAACUUUGGCUUGUACACGCAGGACUUUUCCCACUAUUCAGACUUGCAGUUCAACAUGCUAGUCAAUGAGAACCGGAACAUGCAGCCGCCUGAGACGCAGGCCAGCCCGUCCAACGCGGUGCAGGUGAAGAUAGAAGACGAUCUAUGAGUACAGGAAGCACCAGGAAAUAGUCCGUGCCACAUAAACAUCCAGACGUUUUCUGUCAGGUAACGAUAUACAAAACAUUUUAGCAGUCAUCGAGCUUUGUGCUGGAGUUUUUCCAAAACAAUCAUCAUUGAAAAACAAUAGUUUAUUAAUUUUUUUUUAUUAAAAAUGUUAAAAACCAUCAUUGACAAGGCCUUUUAAAACUAAAAGUUAAUUUGUCUUAACAGCCUGCCAAAAUCCAGCCAUUUCAGUAAGCGACACUACAAAUAAAGUCUUAUUGGACACUACUUGGCUGCACGGUGGUCGAGUGGUUAGCGCGCAAACCUCACAGCUAGGAGACCAGGGUUCAACUCCACCCUCGGCCAUCUCUGUGUGGAGUUUGCAUGUUCUUCCCGUGCAUGCGUGGGUUUUCUGCAGAUACUGCGGUUUCCUCCCACAAUUGGCAACUCCAAAUUGUCCAUAGGUACGAAUGUGAGUGUGAAUGGUUGUUUGUCUAUAUGUGCCCUGUGAUUGGCUGGCGACCAGUCCAGGGUGUACCCCGCCUCUCGUCUGAAGACAGCUGGGAUAGGCUCCAGCACGCCCCCGCGACCCUUGUGAGGAUAAGCGGUAGAAAAUGAAUGAAUGAAUGAAUGAAUGGACACUACUUUUUUCCUGCAGGUCCUCCCCCCAUCUUGUUUUUUAACAUAAAAAUGACAAAAAGAAGCUUCCUUUGUCUGUUAUAUUUGUUUUUGCCUGUCAUGUUUUACGCUGACUUUCUGAGUCCUUAAAGCACAUGUGUCAUGGACAAUUAUGCAAAUAGGAUGAUGACAUCCAUCAUCCCACUGCCACAAAUACAUUGUAGUCCUGUGUGGAACGCUGAUAUCUUCAACUGUCCAUUAAUGAAUGGUGAAGGCCUUGCUGGUCAUGGCUUUAGUGAAAGAGGAGCUGGUCAGCAUUGCCAAAUGUGUGUACGUGUGUGUUUCACUUUGUUAGCAUGUAGCUUAGCUGUUAUUCUAUAACUGUCUGUGACGGCCGGAUACGAUUCCAUAAACUGUUCUCUGAGCGACAUAGUGAAGAUGAUUGUUUUUAUUGUUAUUAUUAUUAUUAUUAUUACCAAAGAUGUAUGAGAAUCCAGUGGAACGUCUUAAAAUAACAUGUAGAAGAAAAACACCACACAAGAACACCUUCAAUGUACCUUCGUUUCGAACUAAAAUCCAAAUAUGCUUGUAUAACAUUCCCAUGUAAAGACUGAGAGUACUGUCACUACAUCAAG